This is a messenger RNA of Mytilus californianus (California mussel), 1495 nucleotides long. RefSeq lists its product as uncharacterized. Bases 300 to 638 code for a protein of 112 amino acids. NCBI's taxonomy places the organism in Eukaryota, Metazoa, Mollusca, Bivalvia, Mytilida, Mytilidae. The transcript has 3 exons. The record is from RefSeq and is a predicted model, not a curated record.
CAGAAUACUUGACCGAUUUGCAAGUAAAUAUCACAGCUCAAAAACUCGAGAAAAAAAAAUAAACAUAAUGCACGGAGAGGGAUCAAGAUGAUAGAUUAAACGUGUAUUGUUUGUCUCAUUUUCGUAUUCGCUAAUCGGAUAAAUUUUGAUGGCUUAUGUUAAUUCGUACAUUUAAUCCGGGAUUAAGUAGGACAAUUUAAUAUCGUAAUAAAUAUGACAGGACUGCAUAUGGGCACAUGUGUAUAAUGUUUUGAAAAUACAGCUGUGCGCUUUGAAAAUAUUGGAGCCAGUUGAAUUCAAUGAUGUUUAAGACAAGAUUGGAUAUGAAGAAAAAGAAGAUAAAGCCACCUAUAGAUGAGAAAUUGUUCUUCAGCCUCCGUGGCACGUCUAUUCAGAAGAAACCCUCCGUACAGGCUGAAGUGGAGAAUUUUAAUCUCUAUGGAAACCUGAGAAAAGCUCCCACAGAAAUACACAACUCAUUACCAUCAUCCCAACUGAUAGAGAGAGAAAUGAAAUAUAUCAAUUUUGACGAGGAACGAAGAAAUAGACCACAUGAAGUUGGAUACAAAGACUUUUACCAAUACCUCACUCCGACAGUGACACCCGUGAGAAAGAAUAGAGAAAUUACAUCUAGCUAACACAGUCUGGAUGAAUAGUGCUAUUUUUUUCAUUUUCAUAUACAUGUAUUUGUGCUAUUGGAAACUUCACAUCGUCGAGUUUAGAGGCGGAGACAGGAUUUUCCAGGGAGGGAUAGACUCGCGUGGGUUCUAACAUUUUAGGAUUUACAUGUUGUUUGCCCCUUUCUCUCUUUCUCUUUCUCUCUCUCUCUUCUGCUUGCAAGCCUGCCACACGGUGUCAAAAUUAUGUCAUUGGUUUACUGUAAAGAAAAAACAUAUUCUGACUUUGUAACUGUGCAAUAUAUAUUACAGAAUCAUUUUGAAGAUUUGAAGAAAAAAAAAAACAUUUCUUGUCAGCUACUGAGAUAGAGGCUUGAAAUUAAAGGCAAGUCUUGGAAAAGUUAUCGAUCAUGCUUUGUAUCUUGAAUUAUGUUCUAAAUCGGUGCUUUGAAGUUGGUAGUAUAUUAAUUUCCCAUCAUAGUGAAGAAGGAGUUUGGAUGAUCGGGGCUCAAGUUGUCUUAUUUGAAAUUUUAUCUCGUUAAUGUAGCUGAAAUGUGUCUAUUUGAAGAGAAUAAGUAUUUGCAUUUAUUCCUCCAAUGCUUUUCUUUUUGUUAAAAAUUUUAUCUAGAAUAUACAGUUUGUUUGAACUUUUUUGAGCAGAGUAAAUGUACACAUUUAUAUAUAUAUACAUAUACAGUAUUGUCACUUUGUUUACAUUGGUGCUGGGUAUAGAUGUACAGUGGAAACCUAGAAUGAUUGUAACAAAAGUUGUCUAUUAACAAAAUGAUAAGAUUGUCCGUGCUUUUGUUUGUUUUAAAACUGUAAAGCUAUUUGUACUAUGAUGUUAUUAUGAAUAAAUCUUGAAAUUGUUUUCUCCA